This is a messenger RNA of Pseudocercospora fijiensis CIRAD86, 2377 nucleotides long. RefSeq lists its product as uncharacterized. Gene Ontology annotation, molecular function: adenylylsulfate kinase activity; ATP binding; sulfate adenylyltransferase (ATP) activity. The coding region runs from base 504 to 2231 and encodes 575 amino acids. The transcript has 2 exons. Gene Ontology annotation, biological process: sulfur amino acid metabolic process. Lineage: Eukaryota; Fungi; Ascomycota; Dothideomycetes; Mycosphaerellales; Mycosphaerellaceae. The record is from RefSeq and is a predicted model, not a curated record. Gene Ontology annotation, cellular component: cytoplasm.
CGGCCCCGACGACUACCUAGUACGCAACAGGAACGAAAUCAAGGCAAGGACAAUAAUCGCAAGUCGAACACUCGUUUCUUCACAAAGGAUGGAUGGCUUGGCUUGAUGACGAGCACGAUGGCGUUAUCUUCGCACGACUGACGACAGAAUGCCGCCAGGAUUCUGGCUGAUUUGAAAAGAUGCAAUCAGCGACAAACAAACACCAUCCCGUUGACCAUCAAAACCCGCUCAUUCUGCGGCAGACGCUAAAGCGCAGGCUAUUACUGAUACCUGGCCGUGGGCCUUGGCAGGGCAUACUGUCGAUCAGGUUCGAUUCCUCAAAAGCGCUUGCCGUGACUCUGUGCGAGCUAGCACCACCUUCACUUCCAAUUCCAACUUCAAAGCCUACGUUUAACCGCCGCUCAAAUCACGUUGGCCAACGAACUACUUCCUGACGGAGCCGAAGGCCGUACGCACGUUCAGCCUUGGAAUUACUAGCGCUGUCAAAGUCUAUAUAAUACGACAUGGCAAACCCACCACACGGCGGCGUCCUCAAGGACCUGAUUUCCCGCGAUGCCCCUCGCCGAGCCCAGCUUUUUGCUGAGGCCGAAACCCUCCCAGCCAUCGUUCUCCGAGACCGCCAGCUCUGUGAUUUAGAAUUGAUCCUCAAUGGAGGCUUCUCACCUCUUGAGGGUUUCAUGAACGAGAAGGACUACAAUGGCGUUGUGGAGAACAACCGUCUUGCUGACGGCAACCUCUUCUCCAUACCAAUCUGCUUGGACCUGAACAAGAAGGAAAUUGAAGAAUUGGGAGUCAAGCCGGGUGCGCGCCUUACACUGCGCGAUUCUCGUGAUGACCGCAACCUCGGCAUAAUCACUGUGGACGACGUCUACACACCUGACAAGCAGAAGGAAGCCAAGGAAGUCUUUGGUGGUGACCCAGAGCACCCUGCAGUCAAGUUCCUGUUUGACCAGACUGCCGACUUUUACGUGGGCGGCAAGAUCGAGGCCAUCGAUCGUCUUCAGCACUACGACUACGUCGGCCUCCGUUACACGCCUGCUGAGCUCCGCCAGCACUUCGACAAGCUCGGCUGGUCCAGAGUCGUCGCAUUUCAGACCCGAAACCCCAUGCACCGUGCUCACCGCGAGCUCACUGUUCGCGCUGCUCGUGCUCGUCAAGCCAAUGUUCUUAUCCACCCAGUCGUUGGUAUGACCAAGCCAGGUGACAUCGACCACUUCACUCGUGUGCGUGUCUACCAGGCCUUGCUCCCACGUUACCCCAAUGGUAUGGCCGUCCUCGGUCUCCUCCCUCUCGCUAUGCGUAUGGGUGGUCCUCGCGAGGCUAUCUGGCACGCCAUCAUCCGCAAGAACCAUGGUGCCACUCACUUCAUCGUCGGUCGUGAUCACGCUGGUCCAGGCAAGAACAGCAAGGGCGAAGAGUUCUAUGGGCCGUACGAUGCUCAAUAUGCCGUUGAGAAGUACAGGGAUGAGCUUGGAAUCGAGGUAGUGCCAUUCCAGCAGAUGACCUACCUUCCAGACACAGAUGAAUACAAGCCCAAGGAUGAGGUUCCAAAGGAGGUCAAGACACUCGACAUCUCAGGCACAGAACUUCGUCGUCGUCUGCGAACUGGUGGUGAUAUUCCUGAGUGGUUCUCGUACCCAGAGGUCGUCAAGGUCCUUCGGGAAUCUCACCCACCACGCAACAAGCAAGGUUUCACCAUCUUCCUUACCGGAUACACAAACUCUGGUAAGGAUGCCAUCGCUCGUGCGCUGAAUGUUACUCUCAACCAGCAGGGAGGCCGAUCUGUCUCCCUCUUGCUCGGUGAGACUGUUCGCUCGGAGCUCUCCUCCGAGCUUGGAUUUUCUCGCGAGGACCGCGACAAGAACAUCCAACGCAUUGGUUUCGUGGCAUCUGAGCUCACUCGUGCUGGUGCGGCAGUCAUUGCUGCCCCAAUUGCACCAUUCGCACAAUCGCGAAAGGCUGCUCGCGAGAUCGUUGAGAAGCACGGCUCAUUCUACCUGGUGCACGUCGCCACCCCUCUCGAGUACGCAGAGAAGACCGACAAGCGUGGUGUGUACGCCAAGGCUCGCCGUGGCGAGAUCAAGGGUUUUACCGGCGUUGACGACCCAUAUGAGGAGCCAAAGGACAAGGAGGCCGAUCUCACUGUUGACCUUACUAAAGUCAAUGUGAGAACUGCCGUGCACCAGAUCGUGCUCCUGCUUGAGGCUGAGGGUCUGCUUGAUCAAUUGUAGAAUAACGGUUUGGCACUGCACCUACUUGUAUUGCAUUGUGGACUAGACUUUGAGAGCGCAGUCCGGUGGAAAAAAAGGAUACGAAGGAUAGAUAUCAGGUCUCAUAGACAGAGGCGCAUGGGAAUGAAGCAUUUACUGGCACCCUG